AUUCAAUAACAAGAAGUUGAAGAGGAAGUGGCCCUUAAGUUCCCCAGCAACAAGAAGAGUGUUGUUGCAACAGUGAUGCUUCUUGCUGAUAUUACCAUCACCUGUCACGUAGAAAAUUCAUUGUCACGAAGAAAAGCUAAGAAGUAGCGAUAGUAAUGAACACCAGAGACGAAGAGACUCGGUUGAGGAGGAGGAAGAAGCAACCUGAGGAAGAGGUGGCCACGGAGUUGUUACCUCCUCACCAUGAAGGAGCAAUCCAGGACAGUGGGAGUGAAAAACCAACCACAGUGGAUGAAGUGGAUCUGCUGCCCCAUACGUACUGGCUCACUCGAAUUGUCUACUUGCGCUUCAUUGCAUUUAUAUAUUUUGUUGCUUUCUUAGUUGCUUACCAUCAGAACAAGCAGCUUAUUGGAGACAAUGGCCUGUUACCUCUUAAGCUACAUAUGCAACAUCUUGCUAAAACAGUGGGCAAUGACUGGUGGAAGAGAAUCCAAGCUGCCCCAACACUGCUUUGGUUAGCUCAGCCAUGGGAUGAGGUUAACCCUUGGUUGGAUGGACUGGCAUUAUCAGGCCUGGUGACCUCCGGUGUAGUUAUCCUCUUGAGUGCUGCUAAUGUGUUUAUUAUGCUGCUGCUGUGGCUUCUCUACCACUCUCUUGUUGCUGUUGGGCAGAGAUGGUAUGGCUUUGGUUGGGAGUCGCAGCUUCUGGAGACAGGGUUACUUGGAGUCUGGGGUGUACCUUUACUAUCUCUUGCUGCCCUGCCACAAGCCACACCAUCUUCACCAGUCUUGAUAUGGGGUCUGCGCUGGCUCAUAUUCAGGAUUAUGCUUGGAGCAGGACUGAUCAAAGUUCGUGGUGAUCAGUGCUGGAUGGACCUCACUUGCAUGAAUUAUCACUAUCAGACCCAGCCAGUGCCCAAUCCUAUGGCAUACUACUUGCACAAGACUCCCGAGUGGGUACACAUGACAGAAACCUUUGGCAACCACAUUAUUGAACUGAUACUUCCAUUCUUCACCUUCUUGCCUAGAGCUUUUAGAAUGACUUGUGGGAUUGGUCAGAUUGCAUUCCAGGUCAUCCUCAUCAUCUCGGGAAACCUCAGUUUCCUCAACUGGCUUACUAUCGUCCCAAGCUUGGCUUACUUUGAUGACCGCUCCUUCUCAUUUUUUUUCUCAAAGGAAACUAAAAGAAAAGUAUACAGGCUUCAGAAACUAGAGAGAGAAUCUUCUCCCUUAGUUGAUGAAGGUUUAACAAGAAAGUGUGUAAACCUGAUACUUACACUGAUGAUUGGCUACCUUAGUUUGCCUGUGGUCUUGAAUCUACUGUCUUCCCGGCAAGCCAUGAACACCUCCUUUGAACCAUUCAGAAUUGUUAAUACUUAUGGAGCAUUUGGAAGUGUAACAAAGGAGCGAACAGAAGUCAUCUUUGAGGGUACACAUUCUUGGGACCCUGAUGCAGCUAAUGCUACUUGGCACGAGUAUGAGUUUAAAUGCAAACCUGGCAGGUUAGAUCGUGUGCCCUGCCUUAUUUCACCUUACCACUACCGCCUGGACUGGCUGAUGUGGUUUGCAGCAUUUCAGAGAUACGAACAGAAUCCCUGGCUUAUUCAUCUAGCUGGAAAGUUCCUGAUAAAUGACCAGGAAGCUUCAACUCUAAUUGCUCAUAAUCCAUUCCUUGGCCAAGAUCCUCCAAAAUUUGUGAGAGUUCUACACUACAAGUAUGAGUACACAGACUUGGGCAGUGAAGAUAAAAGCAACUGGUACAGGCGCAAAUUAAAAGGCACUUACCUUCCUCCUGUAGACAUAAGCAUGCUCCACCCAUUGUUUAAACAAAUGCUUUGGAAAACCCUUGAUGGCUACAAGUAGUAGUUUAAAUUUCCAUGGAAUAAAAUUUCUACAUUUUAUAAAUGAGCAAUGAGGAAAAGAAAUGCAGUUAAAGAUACCCCUUUUACAAACUAAAAAAUAAAAUAAACCUUUUUUUUUUUUUUUUUUUUUUUUUUUUAAUAUACAUCUUUAUUACAAAAUUAGGCAACAUUUACUUAAUACAUUUUGAAAAGGCCCUGGUUAUGCUGAACAUUACAGACUAUAGUGAACCAAAAACUGUUUGUCAUCAUGUAGUUGUAUAAUUGAAGUUUAGAUUAUGUGAAUGAUCAGCUUAAUAUACAGUAACUAAAUUGUCUGAGGAUAAGAUUAUUAAAUGUAUUAAUAAAUGUUAGGAAUAAAACUAUAUUUUUUUUUUUUUUUUCUCAACAAGUCGGCCGUCUCCCACCGAGGCAGGGUGACCCAAAAAAGAAAGAAAACCCCCAAAAAGAAAAUAUUUUCAUCAUCAUUCAACACUUUCACCACACUCACACAUUAUCACUGCUUUUGCAGAGGUGCUCAGAAUAUAACAGCUUAGAAGCAUAUACGUAUAAAGAUACACAACAUAUCCCUCCAAACUACCAAUAUCCCAAACCCCUCCUUUAAAGUGCAGGCAUUGUACUUCCCAUUUCCAGGACUCAAAUCCGACUAUAUGAACAUAGCCGGUUUCCCUGAAUCCCUUCACUAAAUAUUACCCUGCUCACACUCCAACAGAUCGUCAGGUCCCAAGUAUCAUUCGCCUCCAUUCACUCCUAUCUAACACGCUCAUGCACGCUUGCUGGAAAUCCAAGCCCCUAGCCCACAAAACCUCCUUUACCCCCUCUUUCCAACCCUUUCGAGGACGACCCCUACCAAUCCUUCCUUCCCCUAUAGAUUUUAUGCUUUCCAUGUCAUUCUACUUUGAUCCAUUCUCUCUAAAUGACCAAACCACCUCAACAACCCCUCUUCUGCCCUCUGACUAAUGCUUUUAUUAACUCCACACCUUCUCCUAAUUUCCACACUCCGAAUUUUCUGCAUAAUAUUUACACCACACAUUGCCCUUAGACAGGACAUCUCCACUGCCUCCAACCGUCUCCUCACUGCUGCAUUUACCACCCAAG
Molecule: messenger RNA, 2956 nt
Organism: Cherax quadricarinatus
Lineage: Eukaryota; Metazoa; Arthropoda; Malacostraca; Decapoda; Parastacidae
Product: lipase maturation factor 1
Biological process (GO): protein maturation
Cellular component (GO): endoplasmic reticulum membrane
Source: RefSeq, a predicted model, not a curated record